Messenger RNA from Nannospalax galili (Upper Galilee mountains blind mole rat), 975 nucleotides. It is a transcript of the gene Klf14, whose product is annotated as Kruppel like factor 14. The record is from RefSeq and is a predicted model, not a curated record. Gene Ontology annotation, biological process: regulation of transcription by RNA polymerase II. Gene Ontology annotation, molecular function: RNA polymerase II cis-regulatory region sequence-specific DNA binding; DNA-binding transcription factor activity, RNA polymerase II-specific. The transcript has a single exon. NCBI's taxonomy places the organism in Eukaryota, Metazoa, Chordata, Mammalia, Rodentia, Spalacidae. Bases 1 to 975 code for a protein of 324 amino acids.
AUGUCGGCCGCCGGGGCUUGCCUGGACUACUUCGCUGCGGAGUGCCUGGUGUCCAUGUCCACACGUGCCGUGCUGCACCGACGCGCGCCCGACCCCGAGGGCGCGGAUGCUCCGGCCGGCUCAGAGGUGGGUGUGACACCGCUGGAGCACGCGGAGCGGGGGCAGGGAACACCGGAGUGGGCGUGGGAGCCCCGGCCGCUGCAGGGCUCCGCCCCCAACCCCGCCCCCGCGCCGCACCUGCUGGCGGCCAGCGCGCUGGCGGCCCUGCGAGGCGCUGGCGACGAAGGCGUCGGGGAAGACCCGGGGGAAGCUCCGCGCGCUGGCAGUGGCUCCCCCGAGCCCGCCCGGGGCUCUAGCCCGACCCAGGGCUGCGAACCGGCCCCAGCCUUCAGCACGGACGAGCUGUCCGGUCCCGAGAGCUCCUGCGGCGCGCCCGCCAUCCCCAGCGCGCCUGCGGUCCCCAGCGAGCCGGAGGAAGGCGGGGAGGGCCCCGGGGGACCCACGGAGGCUGGCCCCGCCCCUGCGGCGGCUCCGGCGUCCCGGAGAAGGCCGGUUACACCUGCAGCCAAGAGACAUCAGUGCCCCUUCCCGGGCUGCACCAAAGCCUACUACAAGUCGUCGCACCUGAAGUCGCACCAGCGCACCCACACGGGGGAGCGCCCGUUCUCCUGUGACUGGCUCGACUGCGACAAGAAGUUCACGCGCUCGGACGAGCUGGCCCGCCACUACCGAACGCACACCGGCGAGAAGCGCUUCUCCUGCCCGCUGUGCCCCAAGCAGUUCUCCCGGAGCGACCACUUGACCAAGCACGCCCGACGCCACCCGAGUUACCAUCCAGACAUGAUCGAGUACCGGGGACGUCGCCGCAACCCCCGCGUCGAUCCACAACCCCCCACCGCGGUGGAAGUCUCUGGCUCCGGCUCCGGCUCUGGCUCUGGCUCCGGCCAAGACCCCAACGUCGAUACCAGCCUGUAA